Messenger RNA from Erythranthe guttata (spotted monkey flower), 1687 nucleotides. Its product is annotated as CBS domain-containing protein CBSX5. The record is from RefSeq and is a predicted model, not a curated record. Lineage: Eukaryota; Viridiplantae; Streptophyta; Magnoliopsida; Lamiales; Phrymaceae. Gene Ontology annotation, cellular component: nucleus; cytoplasm.
ACUGCACCUCCUUAUAAACGCAACACCUCACCUGCAAAAUACUCCACUUCACUCUUCAAACUCACAUUCGUUGUCUUCUCCGCUCUCCCAAUUUCUCCAGAAAAAAAAAAAAAAAAAAAAAAAAACCACUCUCCCAACUUGCACACACUCACUGAUUUUUGCAUGGCAGUUCGUUUGUUGUCCUACGAGGUGGCUGAUCUCUGCCUAGGCAAGCCGCCGCUCCGCUCUCUCUCCUCAUCCGCCACCGUCGCCGACGCCCUCUCCGCCCUCAAAUCCUCCGACGACAACUUCAUCAGCGUCUGGAGCUGCAACCACUCCUCCACCAACAGAAAUCUCGACUGCGUUUGUGUGGGCAAAGUCUGCAUGGUUGACAUUAUUUGCUUCCUUUGCCGCCAAGACAAUUUAUCCUCACCUUCUUCUGCCCUCAAUUCUUCCGUCUCCGUUUUGCUUUCUAAAGUUAACGGCCUUGUCCGACAUGUUGAACCCUCUUCCAGCUUACUGGAAGCCAUUGAUCUAAUCCUCGACGGGGCCCACAAUCUGGUGGUCCCCAUAAAGAGCAAUUUCAGAAGGAAACCGCUCCCAAGAUCACAGUCAUCAAUAAUUCCGACAACGCACAAUCACAGCCAGGAAUUCUGCUGGCUGACGCAGGAGGACGUCAUCAGAUUCCUCCUCAGCUCGAUCGGCCUCUUCUCCACCAUUCCGAUGCUCUCCGUCGAAGCCCUAGGCAUCAUCAGCCACGACCACCCCACGGUGGACUACCACUCCCCCGCCUCGUCGGCUGUGGGGCCCCUCUCGCGGGCCCUGCUGGACCGGACGUCGGUCGCGGUGGUCGACGACGCGGGGGUCCUCAUCGGGGAAAUCUCGCCGUUCGCGCUUGCGUGCUGCGACGAGACGGUGGCCCCCGCCGUCGUGACGCUGUCGGCCGGCGACCUCAUGUCCUACAUGGACUGCGGGGGCCCGCCGGAGGAGAUCUCGAGGCUCGUGGAGGAGAGGUUGAGGGAGAGGGGCUUGGAGGGGAUGCUCGAGGAGUUUGUGGCGGGAACGCAUUGCGGGAAUUCGUCGUCGUCCGAUGAGGAGUUGCCGUCGCCCACGACGGUGUUGGGGAGGAAGGGGCGGUGGUGCAAUUCGGGGCGGAUGGGGAGGAGGGCGGAGGCGGUGGUUUGCCGACCGUGGAGCUCGUUGGUGGCGGUGAUGAUACAAGCCAUCGCGCACCGCGUGAAUUAUGUUUGGGUAGUUGAGGAGGAUUGUAGUUUGGUCGGGAUUGUGACGUUUGCUAGUAUGUUGGAGGUUUUUCGGGAAAAUUUGGAGUCUAUGAUUUGAGGCUGCAUCCGACAUUUGGAUGGAAGGAUCUGAGGCAGCGAUUUCAAAUCUAUAAUAACAAAUCCAUAGAGUUUGUCAUUUGACAAGGAAUUUUGAUUAAUCACUAGCUCUCGUUCUAGUUGUUUCUUUGAGCAAUUUGUGAUGGAUUUUAAAUCUCGUCUCGAGUCAUUUCAAAUCCUUCAAUCCAAAUGCACCCUUAGUGAUCAAUGGUCAAUUAAUCUUAAUCUUUGUAGAUUAAGAAGCACUAAUUGAUUAGCUCUUGUUUAGAGUUGAGUCUUGAGAAGGAGGGACAUAUUUGUGAAUAUGAGCAUGUAUUGUACUUUUUUUGGGUUUGUCAUUGUUGAGGUUUUGUUUAUUAUUUUUUUUA